This is a messenger RNA of Durusdinium trenchii, 569 nucleotides long. The record is from the annotation of a GenBank genome assembly. Lineage: Eukaryota; Dinophyceae; Suessiales; Symbiodiniaceae.
GUUUCGACCCAGGCCCUGCAAGAACAGUCUUGAGCCCUGCAGCUAGCAAUGGUUUCAAGAAGCGGCAAACACCCAGCCCUGUUUUGGCUUUUUGCUGACACCCUUUGUGACAUCCGCUGGCGUUCGCUCGAUCACCGGCUCAAGCAAGAGCUUGCUUCAGUGCUCUCCAUGCCAUGAAGGAAGGUCAAGAUAGUCAAGGCCAAGGCGUCAUGUUCGCCACGAGUGAGAAGUCGGCAAAGUCCCAGUCUUCGGGAUCCAACGCCUCAACGGGCAUCGCAGAGAAGAGCCAAGCUUUGGCUAAUGUGGCCUACGACCAUGAGGAAGCGCUAGACGCAUUUUUGCUAGGUAUAGAGAAAGAUCCCGUGCGCUUUGAGAAGAUGAUUGGUUGCUACAGGGCGAUGGCGGAAGUCCAAUUCGAGCGGCAGCAACGAAAGGAGCUGAGCCUCGGUGAGAAGCGUGGUGAGACAGUGCAGUGCCUACCGUGUGAGGCUCUGAGUUCCACGUGAGGCUCUGUUGGGCUGCGCCUGCCAACAUGCAGAACCUGAAUCUCCGACUCACAGAUGGUUCUC